Messenger RNA from Emericellopsis atlantica, 954 nucleotides. RefSeq lists its product as uncharacterized. The transcript has 2 exons. NCBI's taxonomy places the organism in Eukaryota, Fungi, Ascomycota, Sordariomycetes, Hypocreales, Bionectriaceae. The record is from RefSeq and is a predicted model, not a curated record. Bases 1 to 954 code for a protein of 317 amino acids.
AUGUCAGAAGCAUAUAAUAAGCUGCAUGUGUCAGCAGAUCGUGAUCGAGCACCCGUUCAAGCCAACAGUCUUGGAACAACAUGCGUCUCUCCCAAGUACUAUACUCACCGGCCUCGGCCUCUGGCGAGCAGUCUAGGCCAAGCCUGCCAUUCUGAACGCUCUGUCGAAGUAUACCACCGCUGGCUCGUGAUCAUCAAGCUCGAAGUCGCCUGCGCAGGUCCAUAUCACUACCCAGAGGGACACGACAACCUGUCCGACUGGCUGGCGUACUAUCGAGACAUGUUCAAUGGCGUCGUGGACGGACAUCUCGGGUACGGCUCCAAGGCAUGGGCGCCUGGGUCGCGUGGCGAGGCCGCGAAGGGUGUUCCUCCCAAGUCCUUGAUCCCCAAGAAGAUCAAGCGCGAGGAGGAGACGGCUCUCGAGUACGGUCGUCGCGGGGAGCAGCCAACGUCUCUGGGGACGUCUGGGCUCAACUGUAUUAACGGGAAUCGAAUAUUAUUAUCCGUAGAUUCAGAGAUUAUGAUGACUUGCCGCUCUUUCUUUCCCCGUCGCGAUUUGAUGACCGAAUUGAAGCACGGUGGCAGCCAACGCGAGGCCAAGCAUCCCAUGCAGCUGCGGCCGGGAUCCAUCACAUGCAUGCAUGCGAGAGACGCUGCGACUCGACCACUCGACGGCGUUGCCACGCUUAUUUUGUCAUCCGACAUGUUCUCGACAACCAUUCUGCCUGAUGACUGGGUGCGCCUUUCAGACAGCCGGACGGACAACGCCCAGGCUGACGGAAUGGAGGGACCCUCCUCGAGUUGGGUCUGGGAUCCGUGGGCCCCUGCUAGCGCCAGCGAUGCCAUGACGAUGAAUCCCCGCAGCGCUGUUUGUGCGCCCGCUGAAGAGGCCCUAGUACCAAUAGAUAUUAUUCAAGACGAGGAAGCGCCACGAGACAGACAGCCCACGGGCUAA